Molecule: messenger RNA, 4302 nt
Organism: Stylonychia lemnae
Lineage: Eukaryota; Ciliophora; Spirotrichea; Sporadotrichida; Oxytrichidae
Source: the annotation of a GenBank genome assembly
AUGGAAAAGUUAAGAGAUCAAGAAGACUAAGAAAAUAACUCCUUUCUAUCACCAAAGCCUUUGAUAAGUAUAGAAUAGUCUGCUAAUAGAGAUAACAAAGACAAGAAACUGAAAAGGAAGCCUAAUGAUGCUGAAUUUAAAUCAGUGCUUUAAUAGUUCGAGAAAGGCUAUAAAAAUGGAGAGCACGAUUCUUAGCGAAGUCCUUAACAACAUCCUACCGGAUAAUCACCAAAUAAAACUGAAAAUAAGUAAUUCUUUGCAAACGAAAUUGAUUGGUUCGGAUUUCAAACUCAACUAAGGAAAAUAGUUUACGAGCUUGUAGAGCCAACAGUAAAGAGGGCUCUGACGAGUGAAAAUUAAAUAUACUUUCUAUAAGAAGAAAAUGCCUAAGUCCGCAAGAAACUAGAUGAGUUGGAGUAUGUAUUUUAGAAGGCAUAAAAGAAAGCUGUUUCCAAUGAUGAUAUUACCAGGAAAAUUCACGAGCAAGAUUAGAACAGAAGAAUAGCCGAGCUUAAGUUGAAAGGUGAAAUUGACUAAUUCAAAGCAUCCAUGGAUUCUUUUAAGUAAAGACUACAAGUCGUGGAAAGUGAAGCUGUAAGAUAUCAAACAUCAACACAGUUGCAGUAAAUUGAGGUGUCGGCAGUGGUUGAUAACUUUCAUGGAACUAAAUAAAAACUUCAUAAUGAAAUGAUUUAGAUGCAUGAUACUUUCGUUAGAAAUAUUAAUGAACUCAAAGAAAAAAUUGAGUUCUACGAUUAACCAGUCAAGAGAUGUGAACAGUAUCUAGAAAACUAAAAGAUUGUCCUCAGAGAUCUUUAAACGGGAUUAGAAAUAGCCAAGAAAGACCUCUUGUCCCAUAACAGCGAAAUAAAGCGAUUAGACAAGCAGAAACUAGAUGAAGAUAUAUUCAAUGAUGAUCAGAAAAUUAUCAAAAAUCACAUGGGCAUUGCUAGAUAAGAAAUAGACUUGCUGAAGUCUGAGCUGCAAGCAACUGACAACUAUCUUGACAAAUACUUGCCUUUUAAGACACUCAAUUUUAUCUAUGAUUCCUUAACUGCGUUCCUAGAUAAAAAAGAGUUGGCUAAACUAUUUGAUUACUUAGCAGUCAUUUUCGAGUAGUUAGAAUCUGGAAUUGCGAAUGAUGAUGGCAAACCAAGCCUGACUAAAAGAGAUUUUUUCAUACCCACACUAGAUUUGAGUUUUAUAUAAUAGCAGCGGAAAUUAAAUAAAAUAAUGAAUGAAGGAGGAAGUGAGAUAAGAGCAGGUAUGAUUGAGCAAACUCAGAGAAGUAACAGUUAAAUAAGUGACAUGAAUUCAGAAGCUAAGAACUUCAGCAGAUUAAAGUCAAAGAGGAGCGCUGUUUAAAAAUAAGUGGCUAAGCAGCAUAAUCAAAAUAUAAUGAGCUCUUCAAAUUAUGCUGACAAUGUCAGUUAGAGUACAAGGAAAACACUAGCUCAUAGAGGGAAGCAAAGUGAGGUGAAAAAUAGACCUUUAUUGCCUUCAAGAAGAGAGAGCAAAUAGCUGUCAUCUAAGCAUUCUCAAAAUAUGGAUUAUGAUGCUUAUGAAAAUGAGAUGACAUAGAAAGAGCUAUUGAGAGUUUAAAAAGGAACUUCAUAGUUUGAAAAAGAUAGAAAUAGACAAAGAAGAAUCUCUUCUGGGAGUGGAAGAUUCAAUAAAAUAGGCUAAUCCAAAUAAAAUGUGGAAGGACACUUGAAGAGACAAAGUAUACUCUAAACUUCUCAAAUUGAGGAUCUUACUUUAAAAGAAAGACCUGAUUCAGAAUAAGGUUCCCCAAGCUUUGGUAAGGGAUCUAUGAAGGAUAAAUAAUCAUUCAAAGAUUUGAACGAUGAUAGAUUUGAUGCAAGCUCUAAGGCGAAAGAUUUGUUUUCAAGAGGAAGAGGAUCUGACGCAAUUUCUUACCAAAAUAUGGAUCAGAGAAUUUAGGAAAAACUGACAAGCUCCUUCCCUUAAAUCCUCAUUGAUUAACAAAAAAUUCUAAAGAAUCUAAUUGAAACAUAAAGUCAGGGUGUAAAAGAAGAGCAGAGUUAAAUGGAAUAGAAGAGUUAGCCUAUUUAAAAUGAGGCAAAGUAGACAUCCUAAGAGAUGACUAUUUCUCAUAAACUUUUCUCAGAGACAAGGGAAAAUCGAAAUAAUUAAAUAAUCACUCACAAACCAGAUCCAAUGAACUAAGAAUCAUUCCAAGGAGCAACCUUUCAUUAAUCACCAAACAGAUCUCAAAGAUUUCAAAGAUAAUCCUCAACUGAUGCCGCUGGAAAUAACUCAAGCUUUGAGAAACUUAAAGUCUCAAAAUCCAAGGUGCUUCAUCAAAAUACAGAGCUUAAUCAUAAUGAGCCAAUGACACCUUAGGGACAAAAUUCAUCUAUUAAAAAGUAAAACACCAAAAAGAGUUAGAAACAUUCAGGCAGAAAUAUUCAAACAGAGAAGGUAGUGGGAAAAGAGGGUGUCACUGAAUUUAAUAAAGAGGAAUCAGAUGAUUAGGAGGAGAUGAUGCAGAAGAAAUUAAUGAACUUGCAAGAAAAUGACCCAGAUAAUGUAGACUUGAUUUCUGAUGCAGAAGAUGAGGAACUAGAAAUGGAAGACUAUGAUGAAAAUAUGACAGGGUCAAGCAAUGAUACAUUCUCAGGCAAUAGAGUAGUAAACAAGAAAUUCAGAAAGUUGAAUGUAAUGAUAAAGAAGAUAAGAAGGAUGAUGCUAGAAUACUUCUCAGAUCAAGAUAACUACAAUGGUAAGACAAGUGAGUAAUUGGCUAAGAUAAAUGAUGUUAUCAAUCACAAUGAAGUACUUUGGAGAUAAGAUUCUGAAAGGCUUACCAAACUUAUUAUAAACUCUCUAGAGUAAGAAAAGAUUAAGAUAAAAGUAGAGCUUACUGAAAAAUAUGACGAUAUUACUGAAAAGAUUUAAGAGUAGUUAAACGAAACAAUCACUCGAAGGAAAAGAGAGAUAUCUGAUAAUCAGUUCGAGAUGAGCAAAGUAAACAAGAUUGUUGAAUAGAACUGCACAAAGAUAGAAGUAUUUGGAUUUUAAGCAUAGAAUAUGGCUGAGAUUCAGAAUGCAAUGCUAGAAAGUUUGCUCAUAGUCAACACAAUUAUUGCUUAAGAUGAAGAAGAUAGAAAAUCUUUGUCACUUGUAGGUAUUAGCACGAUAGGGGGAAAUAUGGGAGGUGAGAACCAUGUGCUUUCUAAUUCUAAACCUGAGGAAUCAAGAUAGAUGAUAAAGCUUGAUAAGACCUGUAUGACUUGCUCAAACUAAAACAAUCCUAUAAUAAAGUCAGCUUUUAAAAUGGCUUGUCUCGCAUACUAGCCAAGACCUGUUGAAUUUGCUGGUUAAAAAGUUCCUAAGGAUGUUUUAGCUAAUAGAAAUAAAGUAUUUGUAGAGAAAUUACUGACCUAGUACUAAUACAUGUUAAAGGUUAAGGAAGAUAAAAUUUAAGCAAGAAAUUUGGAAUAAAAUGAUGAGAAUUAGGGAUUUGAUAUACUUCCUGAAAUUUUAUAGGUGGACAAAAUCUCCUAUAUGCUUAACAAUAAAUCGAAGAUGAAUAAAUCUAUAAGUGACUUUAGUAGCUAUGAUAAUACACCAUUGCACGGCUAAAAGCUUAAUCCUUUGCUCAAUAAGAGCAUUGCAAACUAGAAUCAUAAUAAUAGCAGCUUAGUGAAUGUGGGAACAAGCAUCAAUGAUAUUUCACCUAGUAUGCAAGAACAUAUGAAGUAUUUGAAAAUGAACAUAUUGCAGCAAGCUAAUCCAUCAAACAAUGCCUCACUGGAGAAUUUCAUGAUAGAUAACCCGUAUUUAUUAUUAUAUUUGAUUUUUAAUAGUUUGAAUAAGAAGGCAAAUCUGAACAGAAUGACUGAUGCCAUACUGCAUGAUAGAACUUAGUAUGAGGGAGAUAAGGUUCACAUUAAUUUCCCUAAAAAUCCAUCAUUUGAGAUGAUUUCAAAGAGAGCUAAAACUCCUCUGCUCCAGUAGUCUCUGAACAACUAAAAUUAUAAAAGACUAGCAAGAGAGAAAUUGAAAGAUAUCUCCACAUAGCUAACAACUAAUAGACCUGUAACUAAUAUAAAUUCUUUAAUAUUUUAUAGUCUUCAACUCUUCAAGUUCAUAGUGUGGCAAAUAAUUAUCAGACAGAAUUCACAGUACCAUCAAUAUAUCCUGAAAUUGGUCAUCAAUAGAAAACUCAAAUCAAAGUAGACAUUUAGAAAUCAAAUAAAAUGCAGUAUUCUGCUCCCUCUUCUCCGAAAUUAAAUGCUUUUCGAAAAAACUAGUUAUGAUUGCCUCUAAAAAUGA